Molecule: messenger RNA, 1608 nt
Organism: Spinacia oleracea (spinach)
Lineage: Eukaryota; Viridiplantae; Streptophyta; Magnoliopsida; Caryophyllales; Amaranthaceae
Product: dnaJ protein homolog ANJ1
Exons: 6
Coding region: 153-1409 (418 amino acids)
Biological process (GO): protein folding; response to heat
Molecular function (GO): ATP binding; Hsp70 protein binding
Source: RefSeq, a predicted model, not a curated record
UCACCGUCCAAAAACACUGGAAUAUAAAAAAAAUCCCUAAAAAAUCUCCUAUAUAUAAAAUUCUAAAUUUACAGGUUCUCUGCAAAAUUGUGCACUCGUUCGUUCUCCCCCGAAAGUCGUAAUCUUUCUUAACAAAGGAAUCAAAAUCGAAGAUGUUUGGAAGAGCGCCAAAAAAGAGUGAUAACAGCAGAUACUACGAGAUCUUGGGUGUUCCUAAAGAUGCUGCACCCGAAGAUUUGAAGAAGGCUUACAAAAAAGCCGCCAUCAAAAACCAUCCUGAUAAAGGUGGUGAUCCUGAGAAGUUUAAAGAGCUAGCUCAUGCAUACGAGGUUUUGAGUGAUCCUGAAAAGCGUGAGAUUUAUGACCAAUAUGGUGAGGAUGCACUUAAGGAAGGAAUGGGUGGAGGUGGCGGUAUGCAUGAUCCGUUCGACAUCUUCCAGUCAUUCUUUGGAGGAAGUCCUUUUGGUGGUGGUGGUGGCGGCAGUGGCAGAGGAAGAAGGCAAAGGAGAGGAGAAGAUGUAGUUCAUCCUCUUAAAGUGUCACUUGAAGAUCUCUAUACUGGUAUUACUAAGAAGCUCUCCCUCUCUCGCAAUGUGAUAUGUUCCAAGUGUACUGGCAAAGGAUCAAAAUCUGGAGCUUCAAUGACGUGUUCUGGAUGUCAAGGUACUGGUAUGAAGGUGUCAAUCAGACAUCUUGGUCCCUCAAUGAUCCAACAGAUGCAGCACCCUUGUAAUGAAUGUAAGGGUACUGGAGAGACGAUCAAUGACAAAGAUCGGUGCCCUCAAUGCAAAGGUGAGAAGGUUGUGCAAGAGAAGAAGGUGUUAGAGGUUGUUGUGGAGAAGGGCAUGCAACAUGGACAGAAAAUUACUUUUCCUGGAGAGGCUGAUGAAGCACCUGAUACUGUGACCGGAGAUAUCGUCUUUGUCCUGCAGCAGAAAGAGCAUCCUAAAUUCAAGCGAAAGGGUGAAGAUCUCUUCCAUGAGCAUACUUUGAGCCUCACUGAAGCUCUUUGUGGCUUCAGAUUUGUGCUGACCCACCUUGAUGGGAGGCAACUUCUUAUCAAAUCACACCCAGGAGAAGUUAUAAAGCCUGAUCAAUUCAAGGCAAUUGAUGAUGAGGGUAUGCCGAUCUACCAGAGGCCGUUCAUGAAGGGGAAGAUGUACAUCCAUUUCACAGUGGAGUUUCCUGAUACUUUGAACCUUGAUCAGGUCAAGGCAUUGGAAGAUAUCCUCCCACCAAAGCCAUCAAUGACACUCACAGAUAUGGAAUUGGAUGAGUGUGAAGAGACAACUUUACAUAAUGUUAACAUUGAAGAAGAGAUGAAGAGAAAGCAAACCCAGGCACAACAAGAGGCAUACGAUGAAGAUGAAGAACCUGGGGCUCAGAGGGUGCAAUGUGCUCAACAGUGAUUUUCUUAAUCUGAUGACUAUUGUAUCACUUUGAAAUGUAGCUCAUUUUAGUGUUGUGCACGGAUAAUUUUGUUUUUAUCUUGUUGUUACCUAUGUAUUAUCUUGUGGGUUUAUGAGUAGAUGUUGACAACAUGUGUACUUUAGAGUAUUAGAUAAACAGUUCAAAUCAGAAAUUAAAGCUAUAUUUAUAUUACUCCAA